Penicillium antarcticum is the source of this 978-nucleotide messenger RNA. Its product is annotated as transaldolase family protein. The transcript has 6 exons. NCBI's taxonomy places the organism in Eukaryota, Fungi, Ascomycota, Eurotiomycetes, Eurotiales, Aspergillaceae. The coding region runs from base 1 to 978 and encodes 325 amino acids. The record is from RefSeq and is a predicted model, not a curated record. Gene Ontology annotation, cellular component: intracellular anatomical structure. Gene Ontology annotation, molecular function: transaldolase activity. Gene Ontology annotation, biological process: carbohydrate metabolic process; pentose-phosphate shunt, non-oxidative branch.
AUGGCUCUCCAGACAGGUCUUGACUACAUGCGUUCGCGCACGGUUGUUGACUGCGACACAAUGGACGAAGAAGUUGCCAAAACUCUGGGCCCAUUCCAAGACUGCACUUCCAACCAAGCCAUCGCCUUCGGCGAGCUCUCCAAACCAAUACGCGCCGAGGUGAUUUCCACAUCGCUAGCCGAUGCGAAAGCACUGCAUGCAAAGUACUCCUCGAUCACGAUUGAAGAACUAGCCGUCGAGGUCGCGAUGGUGCGAAUGGCCGCCGGAAUGGCACAGCACAUUCGCGGACGAGUCCAUGUACAGACAAACCCAUACUACUCUUACUCGUCGGAGAAGACAGUCAUCAAUGCACUACGUCUUGUCCAACUAUUCCAGCACGUCCAUCCCGGUUUCGAUGUGGAUCGCAUCUCUAUCAAGAUCCCAAGUACGUGGGAAGGAAUGAUGGCCUGUCGCACGCUUGAGCUGGCUGGUGUGUGUACUCUUGCUACUACGCUGUUUAGUAUGGCGCAGGCUGUUCUUGCUGCUGAAGUUGGGUGCACUUAUAUUGCGCCUUAUGUUAAUGAAUUGAAGGUUCAGGUCAAUACUGGGCUCGUUGACCAGGCAAAGUUACUCCCGCUUUGUGCAGCUAUACAGAAACAUUACAAAGCGAUCAAUGCUUCCACAAAGGUCCUGCCCGCUAGUUUGACCUCUGUUGAAGAGAUUUACUUCCUUGCUGGAGUAAAUCAUCUUACCAUUGCACCUCAUCUUUUGAGUCAAUUAAAUCAACCUUACACUGGAAAUGUUAACUCGCUGUUUGAUGUUGCUCCUACUUUGCCUAUUCCAGCGAAGGGCGUGUCUUUCGUGAAUGAUCCGGGGAGUUAUCAGAUCACGUUUGCACGAGACCUUGGUGGCGCUAGUCAGAUAAAAUUGACUGAGGCUGUAAACAUCUUCUGUGAUUUCCAGGACAAGCUGGAGCAAAUCAUGAAGGUUGCUGCUUGA